This is a messenger RNA of Caenorhabditis angaria, 2140 nucleotides long. Lineage: Eukaryota; Metazoa; Nematoda; Chromadorea; Rhabditida; Rhabditidae. The record is from the annotation of a GenBank genome assembly.
AUGCUUCGACUGGGAAUCGAACCCGUCAAAAAUGCUCUGAUCACAAGGCAGAGUUACGUACCACUUGACCAUGAAUGCCUACGUGAAAAUCAGUUUAUUUCUUUAAUUUAUAAAUGAUCAUUUUAAAAAAGCGAAAAAAUGAUUUUUCUUUGAAAUUUUGAGAAUUUAUACAACUGUUUUGUCUAGGGGCAUCGCCCCUAGUUGUAUUUCAAAUAAAAACAAUUAGUCAUAUGACUACUUGAUAAUUUCAAGAAAUAAUACAAACUGAUUGAGAAAAUAUGACUAGAAAGAGAUCCAAUAAAGAUUUUAAAAAAUAUGAAUGGAACUUUUCAUGAAACUCAUGUGAAAGUGGGCUUUCUGUACUCUGGUGUCAUUUAUUGAGCACUUUGUGAUAAGAAAAAGUUCACUAUCAAGUUUUCAUUCUACAGAACAUGUGGGUUUUUUCUGAAUUUUUGUAUUUAUUCAAGGUACAUUCUGUAGAAUUUACAACAUUUUCUUACAUUUAGUUGUUAGAUAACGCACAAAUUUAGUUUAUUAAAAAAAAACCUGGAAACAAGAAACCUCAAUGAGUCAUUUUAAAGAGAGUUUUUAAACUAAAAAAAACUCUCAAUUUCUCAAAUGGCUUUUUUUUAAAUUUUUAAAUGUGUUCUAUGAAGUUGCCGAAAAGGCAAAUAUUUAUAAUUAUUUGCAAAUGUUCACUGAAUUUAUGAAUGGGUUUUUAGAUUUGAGAAAAAUUCAUGUAGAAAUUCAUACAGAAAUUCAUCAAAUUUUAUUUAGACGUGUCCAAAUUGCCUCGUCUAAUUGUGGAUACUCUGAAAAAUCUGAAAUUAUUUUCAGUUUCUGCAAAACAUGAAUUAUUUUCUCUUCAUUUUUCUCUCCGUUUUCCUUCUCAACAAAAACAUCGAUCUGAAAACCAAUUCGAACCACAUUUUUCAUCUGUAAACCCCUUUUUCAAUACAAACAACACUCCACUUUUCCCGUCGCAUUUUGUUUAGCAGUGGGUCUCGAAGCGCGGCCCUUUCAGUUUUUUUACUAGUCAAUACUCGACAUAAGGUGUUUUUUAUUUAUUUUUUCGUCUUUUGUCUUUCAAACCGAGUUAUCUCAUCUCUCUCUCGCUCAAAAAGAAAUUGAAAAUAUUUGUUCUUUUCACAUGAUGACGUUGAACUUUUUUCUUAUCAUCAACAAGAAAAAGAGGCAUGCGGAGGGAGUUGUAAAUUUUUCGCUUAUCUUUGUGACGUUUUUUUGUUCGAUUAAAGUGAAAUUACCAUAUCCGUAAUAUUUUGCAGAAUGUCGACGGCAAACUUGCAAACAAUUUUCAAAGGAGUUGUUCGAUUUGUUGCACAACAGAUGGCAAAUCCACAAGGAAACACGCAAGUUGUUCAAAGUUUGGCUCCUGGAAAUAUUCAACAAAGACCGUUUUCGAAUCGAGCUGGACUUUUUAAGGUGAGAAUUUGAAAGAUUUUCUGGUGGAAAAUAUUAAACUUUGGGGGAGAAUAAUAUUUAUUUGUGAUAAAUGAUAAAUCAAUAUUAAAACAUUCACGAAUUAUUGCAAAAUAAGUUUUUUUCAAAGUUUUUUUUUCAUCUAUUUUUAAUUAAAACCUGGAAAUGCUAUCCUGAAAUAUAAAAAUUCAGGAUUCUAAUGAAUUUUUUUUUGAAAACUUUCAAAUAUUUUUUUUAGAAAUCUCUUACGAAAAAAAAAUAAAUUUUAUUUUAUUUUAAAAUAUUAAGAACGUUUGAGCAAACAUUUAAUGUGACUCCACGUAAUUUCAAAUGUCUCUUGAAUAAAAUAAUUUCUUGAUCUUCGAAUUUGAAAAAAUCAAAAAUUAUCUUUUUUCCAACAAACCAUGUGACCUGGUUUUUUGCAAAAAGUGUUCAUAACUGAUAAUUUUUUUAAAGAUCAAAAUAGAGUUUCUUGAAAAACUGUGAAACUCUCAAAAUGUUUUUGAAUGCAGUAAAUAAAAAAAAUGAAUUCAUGAAAAUCAGCAAGACUUAAAAAUUCCAAAUCAAUCAAUAAUUUUUGCAGCUCUUUGCCGUUUGCACCAGUUCACUCUACCUCGGAGGAAUGAUUGCUCACAAAGGUGCCUCAUUUUUAGAAGAGAAUGAGAUUUUCGUUCCAGCUGAAGAUGAUGAUGACGAUUAA